This is a messenger RNA of Brassica oleracea var. oleracea, 1967 nucleotides long. RefSeq names its product transcription factor bHLH49. NCBI's taxonomy places the organism in Eukaryota, Viridiplantae, Streptophyta, Magnoliopsida, Brassicales, Brassicaceae. Gene Ontology annotation, cellular component: nucleus. Gene Ontology annotation, biological process: regulation of DNA-templated transcription. Bases 422 to 1849 code for a protein of 475 amino acids. Gene Ontology annotation, molecular function: DNA-binding transcription factor activity; protein dimerization activity. The record is from RefSeq and is a predicted model, not a curated record. The transcript is spliced from 8 exons.
AACUCUGCAAAGUUAUAAUGCUUGGAUACUUACUUUGGCUAUGGCGGUGUUCAUGUUUAAUGAUCAAAAAGCUCUUAUUUUUAUGCAAGCGUGGGUCUAAGCUAAAUCUCUUUCCCUUUCCUUCUUCACUUACUUUCUUCGAAAAAGCCACUCUUUUGCUAUCUCUCUCUCUCUCUCUCUCUCUCUGUGCAGCUGAAGCACAGAGAAAAGGGUUUUGUUAUCUGACCCAAGGACCCAUUUCUGUAAAGCUUCUGGUGAGAAAUUGAGCAAAAAGUUUGAAGCUUUGUGCAGAUUCUGUAAAUGGGUGGAGUGUACCUUCUCUGCAUCUCUAGAGACCAAAGUGGUUCUGUUUGUGUGGAAAGUGUUAUAAGUCUGUAGUGGUUUUGAUCCUAGAAGGUGCUGUUCAUCAAGUUUUGAAGAGAUGGAUGUAAAUGAGAAAGAAGAGUUUUCAGGAGAGAAGAGGAAUACUAGUUAUGAUUCAGCUGAUAAUCAUCCAUCAGAUUGGCGAAUCUCUGGUUCUAAUCCGGUUUCUGCGCCCUUUGGUUCAUACUCUACUGAGAAUCUAAUCACAGCGUCUUGUUCUCCAUCUCAAAUGAUGGAUUCAUUUGGGCAAACUCUUUGGUAUGAUCCUACAAAUCUUCAAGCUGUGGGUUAUGGCGGUUUCAGUGGUGGUCACCCCUCAUCUUCUUCGUCUUCUUGCUUUAGGGGUAAUAUGGAUAGAUCUCUUGAAAUGGGUUGGAGUAUGCCUAAUCUGUUGCCUCCUAAAGGCAAUGGUCUUUUCUUGCCGAAUGCGAGUAGCUUCCUCCCUCCUAGCAUGGCUCAGCUCCCGGCUGAUUCAGGGUUCAUAGAGCGUGCAGCGAGGUUCUCGCUCUUUAGUGAUAUGGUGAACCAACCGCUUGCGAAACCGGAGUCUGUUGGUUUGUUUCUUGAAGGGCAGUGUCCAAGUACUGAAGUAAACGUUGGUGUAGCUCACAAUGAUGCAUCUACAGCAAUGAAAGGCCCUAAUGUUAGAUCUAGUGAACAAGCUAGUAAACCAAAUGUGUCGGAGGAUACUCAGUCUAGUGGUCAGAAAGGUGGGGAAACCUCUUCCAAAGGGUUUGACUCAAAGAAGAGGAAAAGAAAUAGACAGAAUUCUGAAGCAGAUCAAUCACAUAAAUCUGAGGAAGAAGCAGAGAACAAUGGUGAUAAGAAGCGGAAUGAUGAGCAAAGUCCAAACUCGCCUGGCAACAAAACUAACAGUGGGAAACAGCAGGGCAAACAAACGUCUGAUCCAAAACAUGGAUACAUUCAUGUCCGGGCACGUAGAGGCCAGGCAACAAAUAGCCACAGUCUUGCAGAAAGAGUGAGGAGAGAAAAAAUUAGUGAAAGGAUGAAGUUUCUUCAAGAUCUUGUACCUGGUUGCAACAAGGUGACUGGAAAGGCAGUUAUGCUUGACGAAAUUAUAAACUAUGUGCAGUCUCUACAACGCCAAGUUGAGUUUUUAUCGAUGAAGCUUGCAACUGUGAACCCACAAAUGGACUUUAACCUUGAAGCUCUUCUUGCAAAAGAUGUAAGAGAGCUUCAGCUACGAGGUGGUUCUUCAUCUGCAACACCGUUUCCACAAAACAUGCCGAUGGUUUAUCCUCCUCUACCACAUGGAUUCAUGCAACAGACCCUUUCAAGUAUUGGAAGGAACAUUAGCUCUCCGUUGUCUCCCAUCAAUGGUGGAUACAAACGACAGGAAACAAAUGGAUGGGAAGGUGAUUUGCAAAAUGUGAUACACAUUAACUAUGGAGCUGGUGAUGUCCCAUCUGACCCUGCAGCAGCUACAGCAUCUCUUCCAUCUUCAAAUAUGAAGGUUGAGCCAUGAGAUUUUCUUCUUUUAGAUAGAAUAUUUAAUUUUGUAAUCUUUUUUUUAGUUCACUGUGUUCUGUAUUAUAAAUGAUGUUACUAUUAACGAAUAGAAAUUACUACGUGUCUACUACUAA